AAAAAAUCGAAAGCAAACACAGCUCCAUUUCCCUUCUCCCCUCCUCCGUUCCCAAAUCCCUGAAUCUCUCUUUGCCUUCAAUGUGUUUAUUGACCGAAAAACCCCCAACAAGCUGAGAAGAUAAUGGCUCGGAGGCUCUGUUCCCGCCGUUCCCUCCUUUCUUCUAUUUUCCAAGUCGCAAACCUCCGACUGCAGCUUUCACUUCCUCCAAGAUUCGAAGCUCUGUAUGAUUCUGCUCUGAGCACUUCAACAAGUCAAAUUUGCUGUGGGUUUUGCCCAAAAUUUCAAGCUUCAAGAUCAUAUGCCCGUGGUGGGCAUAAACCUUAUGAUCUCUUUGGAAAUGGACAACCUGGUGAUAAGGACUUUAGGAAAGCCUGGAAGAAAGAGAUUGAUGAAGAUGCUUCUUUAUGGACUGGAAGUGAGGAAGAAAGUGACAAUGAAAAGGAUGAAAAGAGUCAUCUGGAAAAAGAGAUUCGAAAAGUAAGACAGCAGGCAAGGGAGCACUCUAACCUGAUUGAUGCUGAUGACAGUGAUGAGCUGAGAAGUGUUUGGUCUGGAAGUGAUGAGGAGAAGUCUCUGUGGACUGGUAGUGAAGGUGAUGAUGACGACGAUAUUCCUACUGAACCCUACCCAAAUGAAAGCAGUGAUAAACAUAUAGAUAAACUAUUUGAGUUUGAGGAAACAUCAAAGUAUCGGCCAAUCUCAGAAUUAUUGAAAGCUGAGCAGGAACCGGAAGAAUUGUCGCCCGGAAAGCAAGCUAGGAAAAUUGCAGUUGAGAAUGCCUUGAAAAAGUUGAAGAAAGGGCCAGAUGGUCGAUACAUUAAUGUAUGGGAGGUCAUGAGUGACUUAGAUAUUCUAAUAGGAGCAUUUGAAAAUAUAGUUUCAGGACCAGAAUAUGCAGAGCUUAGACAGGGAGGGCCUAAGAAAUUAAAUAUUCAGUUUUUCAAGGAUAUACAAGCACGUAUGAGAGAUCCAAAUUAUAAGUUCUCACCUGAGUUAAAGUUGAAACCAAAGAGCAAACUAGUUCGUAGAAAGAAAUGGCAGAAGACACAAUCUAGGCGGAGGAAAGCACAAAAGCGCUAGGUUUCUCUUUCCUCUUUAUUGUUUCAAUCUGUCAAACUUAGAAAGUGUAACAUGUGUAUCGUUCAAACUUUGGAAAUUUUGAUAUAUGUUUCUGAAUUCUAUAUACGAUUUCUUUGUUGGCCUAUCUAUCAUCCAGUUAUACUAGUGGUCGGGUUCCACACAUGUUUGUUGUGUCAAUUACGUUAUUUUGCUUUGGAAGUUGCUAGAGUGACUUCAAAAGAAUUACCCAAAACAUAGACUCAUCAGGAAACCAACCCAUUUCUCCAAAAUUUAGAAAAGUCACUCAUUUUGGGCUUAAAAAGACCAAGACACCCUUAUUUUAUGCAGCACUCGAGCCUUUUUCAUCUUUGUCUGCUCAAGAAUGCCAUAUUCACAUUGGCUUCUGAAUAUGUUCUAAAGCAACCCUUUUAUUGGCAAACUGUACGCCGAUUGUGGUCUCGCAUUUCAUGUCAUGAUCCUCCACACGCCUAUCCAGGCGAGAGCCAGCUGUGGGCAAUCUGUAAGCCUAACAAUGUGCAGUCCCCACUAGGGUACAAUGCUUAUUGUGGAUCAGAGGUCAAGGAAACACCACGUUUGCUGACCUGUAUGCAUGAUUUUCUUAAUCAAUGUUUCAUCACCAUGAUCAUCUUUACCACACACAACUAUCUUGUAGUGUGCCCCUUUCAAUAUUUUGGUAUAAUGAAGUACCCUCAGCCAAGAAGCUUCAUAUAUGGUAGAUAUCCAUAAGUAUUUCCUUGAACAUCCUGAGUAUUUAACAGAUGGGGUAAUUCUGUCACAAUUUUUCAUUUCAAAUCCUGAGGCUGUUGUAGGGAAAUUAUGUCCACAAGUUUCCUGCUUUGACAGCAUACUGAUGCCAUUAGAUCUCUUGAACCUGGUGAAGGUACACCGAUGCAGGAAAAUCAUAUACAAUGUAUACUGUUUUCAAUAUUUAAUUGCUUCCUUCAGAAUUGUGGCUUCUGGUUUCCAUCAGAUCAUGUUCCCUGUAAGUCUAAAACCAUGUAUGUAGUUUUGUCCUAGAAAAAGUUGUUUGCAACAGGCUGGAAAAGGUAUGUCUUUUGCAAAACCAUUUGUUUCUGCUUUCAAUUAAGUAAGUAAUAUGGUCUAAGUCACCUCCAUAGAAAGGUUAGUCUGCUGAAGUGUUUGGAAAUUUCCACUUAUUACAUGAUGCUGCAACUAUUGAUGUCCUAUUUGAGUUUGAUGAGAUACUGUAUAUAUUGUGAUUCCUUUAUGUAUUGACCUUGAGGGAAGCAGUGAAUACUGUUCUUGUGCAGCUAUUACUUUUUUACUCAUUUGCCGUUUGCAUCUUGGACACAUUAUAUUAAGAUAAGUUUAGAAAACAUAAAAUACUGGUUAUACCUCCUGUUACUUUAGCCAUGGUAUCUCUCGCCUGCUUGCAGAAAACAAAUUAACGCAAAGCUAAGGGUCUUGUCCUUAUUCUGCAGAACUUAGCAUGGCUUGGUCUAGAUGGCUCUGAAGACUUGCAACUUGAUAAAGCAGUGCUCCUUCCUCCUCCGUACUUGGAGGCAACUAUGCUUGACCCUGUUGUUCGGCCUACAAACAACCCAGCAACAGCAAGAACUCCAUUAAAAAUUUGCAGUUGUAAUCCAAAGAUCAGCACAAAGUCAAGGUAGAAGGGCCUGGUCAAUGUUGGAACAGUAGUCGUUACUUGUGGGGCUCUCUGUUCGUUUGCAUUUUUUUCUUUCCUUUUCUUCGUUGUUAAGUGCGACUGUUAUGGGGUCCUUCUGCAAGCUGCAACUCAAAGGCACAGACAAAGAUUAGUCACACUCAAAGGAAAAAUGACAAUGAAGAAG
Messenger RNA from Prunus avium (sweet cherry), 2894 nucleotides. NCBI's taxonomy places the organism in Eukaryota, Viridiplantae, Streptophyta, Magnoliopsida, Rosales, Rosaceae. The record is from RefSeq and is a predicted model, not a curated record.